AUGUCUGCAACUCAGCUACUGAACCCAAAGGCGGAGUCCCGGCGGAGAGGAGAGGCCCUGAAGGUCAACAUCGGUGCUGGAGAGGGUCUUCAAGAUGUCCUCAAGUCCAAUCUUGGUCCCUCAGGAACUCUGAAGAUGCUGGUGGACGGUUCUGGCGGAAUCAAGUUGACAAAGGAUGGAAAUGUUUUGCUUCGUGAAAUGCAAAUUCAAAACCCCACAGCUGUUAUGAUUGCCCGUGCAGCAACCGCACAAGAUGAUAUCACUGGUGAUGGAACAACAUCGGUCGUGCUCUCCGUAGGAGAGCUCCUGAAGCAGGCAGACCGUUUCAUUUCGGAGGGUCUGCACCCCCGAGUGAUCACCGAUGGUUAUGAGAUUGCGAAGACAGAGGCUUUGAAGUACCUCGACGAAUUCAAGCUCGAGCGCACCAUUGACCGAGAGCUCCUCCUCUCCGUCGCUCGCACCUCUCUUUCCACCAAGCUGAACAACGCCCUCGCCGAGAAGUUGACCCCUGACAUUGUCGAUGCCGUGCUUGCCAUCCACCGCGCCCCAGAGAAGCCCGAUUUGCACAUGGUUGAGAUCAUGACUAUGCAACACCGCACAUCCUCGGACACCCAGCUCAUCCGUGGUCUGGCUUUGGAUCACGGUGCCCGCCACCCCGACAUGCCUAAGCGGGUGGAGAACGCCUUCAUUUUAACCUUGAACGUCAGCCUGGAGUACGAGAAGUCUGAGAUCAACUCAGGCUUCUACUACUCUACUGCCGAGCAGCGGGACAAGUUGGUGGAGAGCGAACGCAAGUUCGUCGAUGCGAAGCUGCAGAAGAUUGUGGAUCUCAAGAAGCAGGUCUGCGGCAAUGACCCGAAGAAGGGAUUCGUUGUGAUCAAUCAGAAGGGUAUCGACCCUCUUAGCUUGGACAUCCUUGUCAAGAACGGCAUUAUGGCUCUUCGCCGAGCCAAGCGGAGAAACAUGGAGCGUCUGCAGCUGGUUUGCGGUGGUAUUGCCCAGAACAGCGUGGAGGACAUGACUCCCGAUGUCCUCGGCUGGGCCGGUCUAGUCUACGAGCACCAGCUCGGCGAGGAGAAGUACACUUUUGUUGAGGAGGUCAAGGACCCUAAGUCCGUGACCAUUCUCAUCAAGGGUCCCAACCCACACACCAUCGCUCAGGUCAAGGAUGCUGUUCGUGACGGCCUGCGCUCUGUCUACAACACCAUUGUUGACGGUUGUGUUAUCCCCGGUGCUGGUGCCUUCCAGGUUGCCUGCGCCACUCACCUCAAGUCCGAUGCCUUCCGGAAGACAGUUAAGGGCAAGGCCAAGUAUGGUGUUGAUGCCUUCGCCGAUGCUCUCCUGAUCAUUCCCAAGACUCUGGCUGCCAACUCUGGUCAUGAUAUCCAGGAUUCUCUGGCCGCUCUGCAGGGAGAGUGUGAUGAUGGUAACAUUGUUGGCCUAGACUUGAACACUGGUGAGCCGAUGGACCCUGUGCAGCAGGGUGUCUUUGACUCUUACCGAGUUCUGCGAAACUGUGUCGCCUCCAGCACUGGCAUUGCUGCCAACCUCCUUCUCUGUGACGAGUUGUUGAAGGCCCGACAAAUGAGCAAGCCCAGUGGACCUGGCCCUCAGGAGGAGUAA
Molecule: messenger RNA, 1623 nt
Organism: Penicillium pulvis
Lineage: Eukaryota; Fungi; Ascomycota; Eurotiomycetes; Eurotiales; Aspergillaceae
Product: chaperonin-containing T-complex subunit CCT6
Exons: 7
Coding region: 1-1623 (540 amino acids)
Biological process (GO): protein folding
Cellular component (GO): chaperonin-containing T-complex
Molecular function (GO): ATP hydrolysis activity; ATP-dependent protein folding chaperone; ATP binding
Source: RefSeq, a predicted model, not a curated record